This is a messenger RNA of Tarenaya hassleriana, 1375 nucleotides long. RefSeq lists its product as uncharacterized. The transcript has 4 exons. NCBI's taxonomy places the organism in Eukaryota, Viridiplantae, Streptophyta, Magnoliopsida, Brassicales, Cleomaceae. The record is from RefSeq and is a predicted model, not a curated record. Bases 220 to 1116 code for a protein of 298 amino acids.
AAAAGGGUUUGAACUCAUCCAGCUUUUUUUGCCAUAAGAAAUCUGAAUUGUUGGAGAUUCCGUUUUUACCCGAUUUGACGGAUUUCGUAGAUCCUCGGUUCUUCGGGUCGACCCGUAAUGAGUAUCUUCAUCUUCUUCCCGUGCCGAUGAGACUUGUGAGCUUGCAAGUCGUCGUCUUUGCUUGUCGGCGUUGCUCCCCAGAUUGAUCGUAGAGUGAAGAUGAGAAGAUAUCUAAUGGAAAGGGUUUUGAUGGAUAAUGGGUUUCUCAUUCUCAGUCUGAUUUUGUCUCUUCAUCCCCUAAUCUCCUUUUCUUUUGGUGCAGAGAAGCCGAAUGGAGUAUGCAUUUCUAAAGGAGGACGCUUUCCGCCGUAUGAAUCGGAAGGAAAGGUUCCUAAAGCUGUUGGCCGUGGAUCUAAGGGCCUCAAUUUGUGCAGGGUCUACCGUAGAAGGACAUGUUGCUCGGCUGCACAAGCUCAUCCAGCUUUCUUAGCCAUAAGAAAUCUGGCUUCUUAUGGAGAAGCUAGCCAAGAUUGCCUUCAUCUGUACGAAUUGUUGGAGUGUUCGAUCUGCGAUCCAACCGUUGGCAUUCAGCCGGGGCCUCCUCGUAUCUGUGCCUCUUUUUGUGACAGAGUCUUUCAAGCUUGCUCAGAAGCUUACUUUGGCGGUAACACCAUUAAUCGGGUAAUAAGCCCGUGCGGAGUGAACGAUGACAUAAUCUGCAGUAAGGCAUCCAAGUGGGAGACUAAUGGCACUGCAUUCUGCGAAGCCGCAGGCUUUGCAGUCCAAACAGUUGAUGAUGAUGGUGAUUCCAAAGAAGAAACAUGUUACGGAAGCAAAACAAGUCUAGAUUCCGUGGUGGAGUCGUGGAGGAAAGGUUCUCGGGCAGAAUCAUCGCAAAAGACCGAGCCUUUUUCACCCUUUGGACGUCUUUUGCGGUGGUUUGAAGAUAUGUCACCGGUCGGAAAGAUCACUUGCGUGGUCAUACUUCUGGUUCUUUCGGGCAGAGUAUCAUUCUUCAUGAGGAGGAGGAGGAGACAUAAUCAGUGGCAGAGGCUGGCUGCCGACCGGAGGGGGGGAAGAAGAUUGGGAGGGAAUUCAGACAGGAAUCUGAGAUAGCAGGCAGCCAGAUGCUGUAUUGUUCUUAAGCAUAACAUUUACAACAUGAACAGGCUCAUGGUAAAAAAGCAUGGAAUGACUCUCUACGGGCUAAUAUAGUUGCAGGGUCAUCAAAUGGGGAAUUAGUGACCAAUGGGUUUUUUUUAGAGUAUCAACACUUCUUGAGUGAAAGAUUUUAGAGCAUUUGGUGUAAACGGAAUUUUCUUUUAUCCUCUCUUUUCUGUUUUUCUUGCCUGAAAAUUUGGGAUUUCACUUUCAA